This is a messenger RNA of Rattus rattus (black rat), 579 nucleotides long. It is a transcript of the gene Tyrobp, whose product is annotated as transmembrane immune signaling adaptor TYROBP. NCBI's taxonomy places the organism in Eukaryota, Metazoa, Chordata, Mammalia, Rodentia, Muridae. Gene Ontology annotation, molecular function: signaling receptor binding. Gene Ontology annotation, biological process: negative regulation of transforming growth factor beta1 production; negative regulation of B cell proliferation; microglial cell activation involved in immune response. The transcript has 5 exons. Gene Ontology annotation, cellular component: cell surface. The coding region runs from base 63 to 407 and encodes 114 amino acids. The record is from RefSeq and is a predicted model, not a curated record.
UGGACGUCACACCACGGCCCACCAGCCCCUGGACUGUGGUGUCCAGUGCACGUCUGGCCACCAUGGGGGCCCCAGAGCCCUCCUGGUGCUUUCUGUUCCUUCCUGUCCUCCUGACUGUGGGAGGAUUAAGUCCCGUACAGGCCCAGAGUGACAAUUACCCAGGAUGCGAAUGUUCCUCUGUGAGCCCGGGUGUACUGGCUGGGAUUGUGCUGGGCGACUUGGUGCUGACUCUGCUCAUCGCCCUGGCAGUGUACUCUCUGGGCCGCCUGGUCUCUCGAGGCCGAGGGACUGCAGACGGGACCCGGAAACAGCACAUGGCUGAGACUGAGUCGCCUUAUCAGGAGCUUCAGGGUCAGAGGCCAGAAGUAUACAGUGACCUCAACACACAGAGGCAGUAUUACAGAUGAACCCACCCUAUGCCCACCAACAACCUGAUGCCCGGAUCCACUCAUUCCAGAUGCUUACUCAACAAACCCUCCCUGGGAUCAGGACUCCCGCUGGAAUAAAUAUCCACAGAGUGCCCUCUCGGAGUUAUCUGACCUUGUUUCUGUCCCCAAAUAAAAGACGGAGCAAAAACAA